AUUCUUAUGCUAGAUGUAACCUUUGUUUCUAACAAAACUUAACUACAUAAGCUAGACCUACAUACAUACAUAUGUAGGUAGAUGGGUAGAUAAGAUACAAAAGGCGCUUGUAUGAACGAGUGAUGGCACAUAUUAUCGAAUAGUGUAAUUCAAUAUAGAAGCGUUUACUAAGUAAAUAUAAAAUGAAGGAAGUGAAUUUCAAAAUAAGGCUUCAUUAAACUUUCGUUAGUUUUCUUAAAAACCUCCCAGUGAUUUAUGAAAGACCUACAUAUAUAUGCAUGUAUGUAUGCUGAUCUUAUUACGAGUAAAUAUAAUUUUGUGUUAAUGAGAGCCCUCCAGUAUGGCGUAUCACAAUUCGAAUGGAGGUGCUAUUGGAGGCAAUAGCGCAGUUGGUGGUAGUUCUCGCGGCAUUGUUGGUGAAAUGGGUUCCACUGAAUAUUCCGGUGACGAACGGGACUCGCGGACUGGCGAAGAAAGUCUCAAUACUGAUCUUAACGACAAGCCCAUAUAUCUCCUCGAACAUUUAGCUACCUUUACGGUGAAUAAGGAAUCCGGUAUUGUUUAUCCGGCAGACGGAAUGCGGCGGCUAUUACAGUUAGAGAAAACCACUGGCAUAUGGUCACAGAAAAUGCAGUUAUGUUUGGACCACCAAUGGGUGCUUAUAAUGGACUACGAAACUGGGAACAUAAUUGAACGAUUUCCAGCAUCACUUAUUCAGGAACCAACAGCAUUUACGUCAACAGAUACCAUGGAAUUAUAUAAUAAUAUUUUAGUAUUCAUUGUAACUGGCGGAAAUGGUUCACGUUCGGAAAUGCAUAUAUUUCAGUCACAAAGUGUAUCUGCCGUGCAUUUGGUUGAAGACUUAAAAAGUCUGAGAAAUGGCAAAAUGGUUACACAACACCGAGAGGAUUUAUUGCAACAACAAGAGACACAACAGUAUCAGCUCAGUCAAAAAAGCGGUGCUUUAUCUAAACCAUUGUCUGCCUGCACUGUCUUACAAGAUCGUAGCGAGCAGCACCCUCACCACCACAGCGGUAGUGUUAUUAUGCCGUCCCGAAACGGUAUGGAUCAAUAUGGAUUACAUAUCCGUAGUCAUAUGGCAGAAAGUAAUCACACAAGUGGAGGCGGGGGCAGGAAUUGCGAAACAGAUUCCGAGCAGGGAGCACUAAAUGACGAAACCAGCUCCACUUCCAGUGACAAAUACGAACGCGAUGUUACUGUAUUGAAUCAUUGCUUUGAUGACAUUGAAAAAUUUAUCGCACGUCUGCAGCAUGCGGCUGCGGCAUCUCGUGAGCUCGAGCGUAGACGGCGUAAUCGCAAAACAAAGAAAAAAGAUCCCGGUGAGGGAUUACUAACACUCCGGACUCGACCACCCCACGAAAAAGAGUUUAUCGAUAUUUUUGCCAAAUUUAAACUUUCUUUCAACUUGCUGGCCAAGUUGAAAGCACAUAUCCAUGAUCCAAAUGCACCCGAGCUGGUUCAUUUCUUAUUUACGCCUUUAGCACUAAUCGUUGAGGCGUCCAGUGACACUUAUUAUGAGUCCCAAUUGCCCGCACGUGUUAUCACUCCAUUGCUUACCCGUGAAGCCAUUAAUCUAUUAAUUAACUGUGUCACCAGUAAAGAAACUGAACUAUGGCGCUCUCUUGGCGAUGCUUGGAUUAUACCGCGCGACCAAUGGAAAAAUGAUAUUGGCUCAUACCAUCCAGUAUUUAUGGAUGGAUGGUCUCCAGACUUUUUAGUCAUCGAUGAAUUAGAAACACCUAGUACGCCAACAAACAUUAACAGGCGCCAGUUGGAGACUCAAACACAUUUGCAUGUUGCCAAUGUGCCCAGCAUUGGCGGUGUGAACGAACGUUCACUUGGAGCUAUUAACAAUUUAAGCAGUGCAACCCUACAAACAGAACAACCCGAUGAAUAUGAAAUGAGUGCACCAAGUGAAAAGUAUUCUGGUCAUUAUGAACGUGGUAGCGAAAGACUAGUUGCAGUUGGCGUAAUAGGAGGCGUCGCUGAUGGUGGUCCGGGCGAUUUCAGUACACGUAGCGAAAUUUCUAUUGACUCGAUUGAACGAAGUGGUGCGGGUCCACAGAGUUUACCAGUGAACAAUAAUACUCAUAUCCAAGAAAUCUCAAUCGGUAUGCAACAAUUGCGCACACGUGACACUAGAAAUACACUCGGCGUUCGCAAUAUAAAUACGGUUUCCGAAUUCUCUGGUCGUGAUAACACUAUCAAUGAUGAGCAAAUGCUAGAGUCGUGGGUUGAAGACUUGCAAGCGGCUGGUGCUAAAAUCGUGCUAGUCACAUAUCCCCGGACGGCCAACAAUGAUAAAGAGCUUAGCGUCGUGCGUGGUGAAUAUUUGGAGAUCUUAGAGGAUACCCGUAAAUGGUGGAAGGCGCGAAAUAUACAAGGUCAGGUGGCUCAUGUUCCACACACAAUUGUUACGCCAUAUAACUACGGUGACGAGUCUAAUAGCAAUCAAUUCUAUGGGCAACAACAAGUUCAAUCACAUCAGCAAGGGAAUAACUAUACCCAAGCAAGGAAUGCAGCAGAUACACUAUUAAGUGAUAAUAUCGAAGCGCACCGAUCACAGGACACUACCGAUUGGAUUCGUAAGAAGCAUCUGGGUAAGAAAGGAGAGUUCAGAUAUUUUUAAUAUGCUGCAUCAUAUCAACAUGUGUACACAUAUCGCUCCUUCUUCACUGCGUCUUUGGUGUUUUUAUCUAUAACUUUGUUUAAACAAGUAAACUAAAAUUUUAAUUUUAUUUUAUGUUUAGAGUGUGUGACUUAAUGUAGUUGCCAAUAUCAGGUUAUGUUGUAUUUUUGAUGAGUUUGCUGAGUACAUUACAACACACUGAAUAUCAAAAAAUUCAAAAAAAAAACAAAACUUAUUAGAUUUAAGUAUUUCUUUUUUAUUAUAUAUUAGAUAAGUAACGAAUCUCUUAUUUCUUUGUAAAACCAUAAAAAGAGACUAAACAAUGGCGUAUUGAAGCCAAGAAAUUUAUUUAUAAAUCGUGUAUGAACAAACUUCCGAAUCGAUGUUCAGCAAUUUUUAUUAACUGAAAAAGAGUAAAACUUUCGAGAAAAUAUUACAAAGUUAGGAGCAAUUGUAAAUUGUUUAUGUUAUGCUAGUUUUUUCAUUAAUGUGGUACAGUUUUGCUGAAAAUAAUUAAAGACCAUAGACUACGUAUCUCGAAAAAUGAUAAUACCUAUGUAGAUCUAUCAGCUUUUACCAAGAAUAUAACAAACAGUGAAAGUA
Messenger RNA from Anastrepha obliqua, 3253 nucleotides. Its product is annotated as epidermal growth factor receptor kinase substrate 8. Gene Ontology annotation, molecular function: actin binding. Lineage: Eukaryota; Metazoa; Arthropoda; Insecta; Diptera; Tephritidae. The transcript has 6 exons. The record is from RefSeq and is a predicted model, not a curated record. Gene Ontology annotation, cellular component: plasma membrane. The coding region runs from base 341 to 2650 and encodes 769 amino acids. Gene Ontology annotation, biological process: regulation of Rho protein signal transduction; Rho protein signal transduction.